Molecule: messenger RNA, 3915 nt
Organism: Rhipicephalus sanguineus (brown dog tick)
Lineage: Eukaryota; Metazoa; Arthropoda; Arachnida; Ixodida; Ixodidae
Exons: 4
Coding region: 1-3915 (1304 amino acids)
Source: RefSeq, a predicted model, not a curated record
AUGGCUGGCCACGAGCAUUACAAGUCCAGUAUCCGUUCUUUGGCCUUCCGGAGGACCUCGGAGGAGCCUGGAGAACCAGGAGGGAACCCGGACCUGGAGCGGAGCAGCGGACCCACUAGGAGGGAAGAGCGGACCGGCGGACCAGGCUUGGACCCACUACCGGCGCAGCACAUCGGGCCCACCCCAGGGAGGAGGCGACCACCGGGAGAGGAGUUGGUAAGCGUCAACCGCCUUUUCUUGCCUGCCUCUCCCGGCCCGGUCGCCGAUGCCUGCGGGCGACCACCACGGGCCCUGGUCCUUGUGACCACCACCGCCGCCUGGACCUGCCUGGACCCCCGGCUGCUCGGACCGCCCCGGACUUGGACCUGCUACCCGGGAGAAGAUGCCUGGCCCUCGGACAAGGACGCCUGGAGCCCCACAGGACCCGGCCCAGCCGGGACCCUCUCGGAGCGGGCUCCCACCACCACCGCCCCCUGGACGUCCUCGCCGCCGUCCGGCUCCACCACCUGCGGGCUCCCCGGCUCCCCCUGCGCCCCGACGCCACCGGCCGGGGUCUUCCUCCUCCUCUUCUGCCUCGGACGGGACUUCGACACCGGCUUCCUCUUCGCCUCCCACCCCGGUGCGUUCCCGGCCACCUACCUUGGCACGAGGCAUCCUGAGGAUCUUUCUCCCCGUUCCGGCGGUGCUGCGCUGCAUCCGACGUGGCUGCAACACGUCAGUCGCUCCCCGCCCGCCCCUCCUGCCAUCCAUGCCUGGCCUCCACCUCCACGCCCGCCGACACGGCCGCCCCUCGGCACCGUUGUGUCCGGUGUCCGCAGGCGUUCCCGUCGGCCCGCGGACUUAUCAACCACGAGCGCUGGCACGACGUACAGGACGCGACGGCAGCCGCCUCAGGACGACUUCCGUCGUCUGCACCACCACCCAGACCUUCUGACCAGUCACCAUCUCCAUCCGGCGGAACCACAACCUCUGACAGCUCACCGGCUCGUCAUCAUGUCUCCGAAGACAUGUUCACACCACCGCCGUUGGGGGACACCUCGCCAGCGCGCGCAACCACACCCCUCCCGGACCCCUCCCGAAGCACAAGCCCAUCGGGUUCCGGCCUGGGGUUGCCUGGAACGCGUAGAGCGACUUCACCUCCUCCAUCCGACGGCACUGCGAGCCCCGACACCCAGAGUUCCGUUUUCAUGGACGCGGCCGACGACACCUCUGAGGCGUCCACCGCCGAUCCCGAUCAUGACUCCGCCAUCCCGCCAGACCACACGGCUCUUCUCGCCAACCAAGCUCGCCUAUUACGCCGUCUCCUUCGCGAACCUCCGUCAGAGGAUUCCUGGGACGAGUGCGAGGCGACUUGGACGCAGGCGGUUUCCAUGGCUACGGAGGCUGUCCACCUUCCACCGAUUACGACCAAUCGUCCGAGACGUCUCAUCAACCCGGACAAUGCAGCUGACAUUCAGCGCUUAUACCGACGCAACCGUCGCCGAGCCGUACGUCUCAUCCUCGAUGGCCCCUCGCACCAAUGCACCAUCCCCCUCACCGAGCUCCAAGAUCACUGGGGAUCCACAGUGGGCGGCGAGAGCGGCAGACACGUCGCUUCUGUUCCGACGCGCUCCUGCACUGGGCGAAGUCGACAUGUCCCCUUUCACACCCGAUGAGGUCUUGACGCGUCUGCGCAAGUCGGAAAACACGGCCCCAGGGGGUGACCGCCUCACAUACCAUCACUGGAAGACGGUCGACCCUGAAGCCCUCUUCCUGACUGCGCUCUUCAACGCUUGCGUUCAUCAUCGACGAACACCCGACUCAUGGCGCACGAGCCGCACCGUGUUAAUUCACAAGAAGGGCGACCCCCAGGUGCCCAGCAACUGGCGGCCAAUCGCCCUCGGCAGUACGGCAUCGAAGCUUUAUGCGAAGUGCCUGGCUGCCCGGCUCCAGGACUGGAUCCUCCGCCAUAACGUCCUAUCCCGCUGCCAGAAGGGUUUCCUGCCUUAUGACGGCGUCUUUGAGCUGAACUACAUCUUACAGCGACGACUCGACGCCGCCAGAGGCGGGGGCCCGGACCUCUGCGCAGCGAUGCUCGACUUUACAAACGCUUACGGAUCGGUCACCCACCCUGCCCUUCUCGCUGCACUUCGAGGCGCCGGAGCUGGCGAUCUGUUCACGGCACUCAUCGGCGACCUUUACACCGGCAACCGCACGUGCGUCAUCGCGGCCGAAGGCGUCUCCGAGCCCAUACCCAUCCUGGCCGGACUACGCCAAGGGUGCCCACUCAGCGGAUUGCUCUUCAACUUAGUCGUGGAUCCGAUAAUCCGAGACGUGCAGGGCGACGACACCGAGCACAACGUACUAGCGUACGCUGAUGAUCUUACUCCCCUGGCGACGUCCCCAGAAGAUCUCCAGCGCCGUAUUGACCGCAUCGAGGCCCUCGCAACCGACCUCGGUCUCGCCUUGAACCCAGCCAAGUGUUCUUCCAUGCACUUGUCUGGAGCGACGCCUGUCGGUAUGCGCCCAACGGUCUUCUUGGUCUCGGGAACGCCCAUCGCGGUCGUCCGUGACUUCGCCGCCCAGCGUUUUCUUGGUCGACCGGUCGGCUUCCGCGUCAUCCCUUCCACCGGCCCCGCCAUCGACUCCGCCAUCGCAACGGCUCAGAAGAUCAUGGCGUCAAUGUUAGCGCCGUGGCAGCGACUGGACGCCCUGCGUACUUUCGUCUUCCCGGCGCUGAACUUUCCCAUGCGAUGCGGAGUACACUCUAAGACCGACUGGCAACGCCUAGACGACGCCAUCCGGCCGCUAGUCAAGAGGACGCUCUACCUCCCCAGCAACGCCUCCAAUCACUACGUAUAUGGCAGCGCUAGGGCUGGAGCUGCGGCGAUUCCCUUGGCGGCGGAACUAAGCGACGCCUGCCGCAUUGACAACGCUUACAAGCUCCUCACCACGGCCGAUUUGGAGCUACGGGACCAGGCCCACACCGACGCCUACUCGGUCGCCUCGGCUCGUCUCGGCUGGGAAGUUACCCGCGCCGAGCUCGAAACGUUCCUGGCGGGAGAGACGGAGGGUGUCUUCCGAGCGCCGGCCACCCAGCUGCGCUCUGUCUGGACAGAGGCCCGGAAGGCGUCCCGACGACUACACGUCACCUGGUCACUCGAUCCGGCAGACACCCGCAUUUCUUUUGGCGACACAACCAUCACCCCUGCCCAUCGCUGUCGGGUGAUGCGUUCCUUGCACGAGUAUCAAGCGUCGGACCGGGACACUGCCCUCCAUGACCAACCAAACCAGGGCAAAGUCAUGGCCUGUGUUGCCGCGGACCGCGCCAGCGCCCACUUCUUCAGGACCGGCGCAUUCACACGGUUCUCCGAUUGGCGUUUUAUCCACCGUGCGCGGCUUAACCUCCUGCCGCUGAACGGAGCCCGCAUGUGGGGAACGGCUGACCGGGACCAAAGGUGCAGGACGUGCGGUUACGCUCGGGAGACCCUGCCGCACGUGCUAUGCCACUGCAUGACUCGCAGUGCGGCAUACACGGCUCGCCACAACACCAUCGUGGCCCGCAUCCGCUCCGCUGCAUCGACGAAGUUCACGGUGGCCUUCGAAAAUCGCCCGGUUGGAGACACUGCCCUGCGCCCAGACCUCGUCCUCGUUUCCGGCGAGGAGGCCCUGGUGUUGGAUGUCGCGAAUGAGAAACUCGCCAAGUAUCAGCCCGUGGCUACAUACCUACGGCGCCGCUACCAGCGAGUCUCCAUCCACGCGGUACUCGUCGGGGCCCUCGGCUCGUGGGACCCGGAGAAUGACCGCGUACUACGGCGGUUCUGCUCACGCCCGUACCUUCGACUUUUCAAGAAGUUGUGCGUGAGCGACGUGAUCGCGGCCUCGCGCGGCAUUUACCACGACCACGUCGGCGCCGGUCGCCCGCCCGGUGUGUGA